CUCACUUGUCCCCUCGCCCGUCCCUGCCCGCCACACCACUUUCAGUUCACAUGCACCAGACGCCUCUUGAGGGUGCACGGCAACACGCUCCUGUCAACAACCUUCCCCGGAGACUGAAGUUAACGAGGGAGCGAGGAAGGAGUGACGAAGGAGAGACAGAGAGAAGGAGAGGCGAAGGAGCCGUGUCUCGAGUCCCCAGGAGAGCUUCAGCGCAAGAGUGCCUUCAGAGAGCGUCAGGAUGGCAAGUAUGUGGCGGUGGAGCGCUGUCGUGAUCCUGGCGGCGGCGGCGGCGACGGUGUAUGAAGCUACUGGGCAAGAGGCAGCAGCAGCAUCACCCCGUUGGCAGAGCGGACACCACAACACGGAGGUGACGGUGGGCGGCGCGGGGGCGUGGGGGCCGGGGCGCCAACACCCACACCGGGGGCCGCAGGUGCAGGGUGAGCCAGGGGGAGCCCGGGCCACGACGCGGGAGGAGAGGCGGCGGCUGAGGGAGGAGAGGCGCCAGGCGAGGAAGGAGAGGCGGCGGCAACGACACGACGAGCGGCGGGAGGAGGCGGAGGGGGUGGCGGCGGCGGGGGAGGAGGCGGAGGAACAGCAGGAGGAGGAGGUGGUGGUGGACUUGAUGUGGCUCCGUGCUAACCUCUCCUCGCUGUGGCAGGAGUUCAGGGCCCUGGCGCGUCUGCAGAGAUCACGGGCCUUCCACUCUCAGUACGGGAAGGGCCGAGCACAGGCGGGUCGAGAGGGUGGUCACCGAGUACACACACAUCCGGGCCCGCCGCCGCAGGAGGAGGAGAGCGAGGACACUUGCCCCACGGAUGCUGACGGAUGCCGCGACGCUCCGGGCGGGGCGAUCUGCAACGGUCGCGGGGCAUGCCACUGCGGCCACUGCCAGUGUGAGGCUGAGUACUACGGCAGCACCUGUCAGUGUAGCGACCACACCUGCCAGCGGUAUGACGGGAUGCCCUGCGGGGGGCCAAGCCGCGGCCAGUGUCGCUGCGGAGAGUGCAUGUGCCGGGCGGACUACGUGGGCGAGGCGUGCGGCUGCCCCACCAGCACCCAGUCCUGCAUCCACCCCGGACAGCAGGCGGUGUGCUCCAACCAGGGCACGUGCGAGUGUGGCCGGUGCCGCUGCGGUGACGGGUACAAGGGGAUGUACUGCGAGGACUCGGUCUACGCGGCGCGGGUGUGCGAGACGCUGAAGGCCUGUGUGCUGUGCAAGGCGUGGGGGCGCGAGCUGACCAAGUGCGACCAGUGCCAAAUCACCAUCAGCGUUGUGGACAUGUUGGAGCCCUCGAUGACGACCUGCGUGAUGGUGAACUCCGGCUGCAUCCUGAAGUACUCCUACGUCGCCGAGGCCACUAACGCUUACUCCGUGCUGCUGGAGAGAAACAAUGAGUGUCCGCCUCUCAUUGAAUAAGAAAAGAGCAGAGGAGAGAAGAGAAAAGAUGAGAAGAGAAGGGAAGAGAAGAGAGGAACAGAAGAGAAGACAAGACAAGAAAAAAAGGGAAGAAAAAAGAAAAGGAGAGAAAAGAAGAGAUGAUAUUAAACGAUGAGAGAGAGAGAGAGAGAGAGAGAGAGAGAGAGAGAGAGAGAGAGAGAGAGAGAGAGAGCAUAAUAUUAUUUUCUCCACUCAGCUCAGCAUCAAUAUAAGUCAUGGCAUCAAAUGUGUGUGUGUGUGUGUGUGUGUGUGUGUGUGUGUGUGUGUGUGAGAGAGAGAGAGAGAGAGAGAGAGAGAGAGAGAGAGAGAGAGAGAGAGAGAGAGAGAGAG
Molecule: messenger RNA, 1768 nt
Organism: Eriocheir sinensis (Chinese mitten crab)
Lineage: Eukaryota; Metazoa; Arthropoda; Malacostraca; Decapoda; Varunidae
Product: integrin beta-6-like
Exons: 9
Coding region: 239-1417 (392 amino acids)
Biological process (GO): cell adhesion mediated by integrin; cell migration; cell-matrix adhesion
Cellular component (GO): cell surface; focal adhesion; integrin complex
Molecular function (GO): integrin binding
Source: RefSeq, a predicted model, not a curated record